CUGGGGCGAACUGUCCUAAUAAAAAGCAUCAAUAUGGCGUCGUUGAAUAUGAAAGUAGAUUUGUCAAAACAAUGUAUUCCUGAUUCAUCACAUGGUGUGAAACGGAACCGCUCUGAUUCUGAAAAACAACUACUCUGCAAUGAUUUCCAAAUCAAGUUCGACAGUGACACUUUUGCUUUAGAUGAAUAUGACGUAUUUACGAAGGGUAUUUUGCACUUUAUUGAAAAAUCAACAUGUUCUGAGGUAUUCAAUCUUUUUUUUAAAGGUCGAAGAGAGGAUAAAGAAAAAUAUGAGUGUUUUCAGCACGCACUUCUUGAUGUUUUUGACAUUGACUGUUGUGAUAUUGAUGAUAUUGAUAAUGAGGACAUACAGAAAUUAAACCAGAAGAUUGAAGACUGUCAUUGGAUUGACAGAUACAUAUCCAGGACUGAUUGUAAUCGGCAACCAAUCAGAAGACUUUGUGACAGAGAACUCUGUUCAAGUCUGAAGAUGUUUAUGUGGCAGCUAUUACACAUGCAUAGGAAACAAAAAGGAAACGGACCAAAGAAACUUUCAAAAGGAAUGUAUCAAGGACUUUUUGUCUCUUUUGCAAGAAUAUUUGGCUUAAAUAUUGUGAGUGGUUCAAAUGUUGAAAAGUACUCUAUGACAAUUAAAGAAAAUGACUUUAUUGCAACACCAGAUGCAGUUAUAUGCCAUCCAUCUGCCUUAGAUAGUGACAAAAUCUUUGCUGUUAUAACGGUAAAACAAGAUCAAGAAGAAGAAAAUGAUCCAGUUGAAAGUUCAAGCAAAAAACAGAAGACAUCACCUGAAGACCAUAUUGAUUCCUGUCUGAAAGGUCAACAUUGUGGUCAGCUCGUGUGUACAUUACCGUUCUCUGUGUUUGGAAAUUGUGGAAUGUAUGGAUUUGUUGUACAAGAAACAAAUGUGACAUUAACAUGUUUCCGGCCAGAUGAUGGAUAUUACGAAGAUUUGUGUAAUGGAUGUUUACGGCAAAACAAAGCAGUUGUGACAUUUAGUAAACAAUAUAAUAUUCUAAAGAAAAAUGACAGAAGACAAUUAGUGGAUAUGUUGUUGGAUUUUGAAAAGUUACUGAAAUUUCUUUCUGUGAAAAUAUAGCCAGCAGAUUUUGUUGUUACAUGUAUUACAUUCAUCCUUUAUUAAAAAAAAAAUUGUUUGGACUUUCUGAACAACUAUUUUUGAGCCACUUUCAAAGUAGAGAGAACUCUAAGGAUCACUAUAAAUUGUCUUGCAUUGGACUCACAUGUUUCUUUUAUUCACAACUCCCCAAUGAGCGUCAGGAAGAAACGGCUGUAUUGCAAAGUUGUAUUUUUUUAUGGAAAUACACAAUCAUGUUUUUAUAAUGAAUGUCAUGUCAGAAGUA
Messenger RNA from Mytilus trossulus (common blue mussel), 1381 nucleotides. RefSeq lists its product as uncharacterized. Lineage: Eukaryota; Metazoa; Mollusca; Bivalvia; Mytilida; Mytilidae. The record is from RefSeq and is a predicted model, not a curated record. The transcript is spliced from 5 exons. The coding region runs from base 34 to 1116 and encodes 360 amino acids.